Molecule: messenger RNA, 5983 nt
Organism: Sarcophilus harrisii (Tasmanian devil)
Lineage: Eukaryota; Metazoa; Chordata; Mammalia; Dasyuromorphia; Dasyuridae
Gene: CASR
Product: calcium sensing receptor
Exons: 7
Coding region: 617-3835 (1072 amino acids)
Biological process (GO): intracellular calcium ion homeostasis; G protein-coupled receptor signaling pathway; detection of calcium ion
Cellular component (GO): membrane
Molecular function (GO): calcium ion binding; G protein-coupled receptor activity
Source: RefSeq, a predicted model, not a curated record
GCUAAUCAGAACGCUGGGGAAGAGGAGACUGAGUGCGUGAGCCUGCUUGAGGAUUGGCUUUUCUCUAGCCUCUUUCUCCCAGUCUUCCGUAGGCUUUCUGCAGGAGAUGCUGUUUCCCAACCCGGAGGGACGGAUAGGAUGGAAGAGGAGGCAGGGCUGAGUCGCCGCCUUUCCUGAGAGGCUGUGAACUUGAAGGAGUAGGAAGCCCCGUGGGCAAUACGGGAGGAGCUUUCUUGAGCACUGCUUAGGGGUAUUUGCGUUCUAUCCUUCCUAGUGCUAGAAACCUCCAGUGCAGCCCCCAUUCUUCGGAUCCGCCCCAACCAGGAAAACCAAAGGAACUGGCGCGGUUCAGCCACCUGUGCGUGCAGUGGAAUCCUGUAACGGGGAGCCAGAAGUAUGACAGAUGGUGUUUGCAGGAUAUUGAUUCUGAAGAAUUGAGGGUUCCUGACCAAACCCAGUCAAUAAUGGAGAAAACAGCACGCGAAGUUCCAACAUGGAGACCAUUGCUCUCUUAAUUUCACUCUAGACAUGUGCCCUCGAAGCAAAGAGUGAAAGGCUUUCAGGAACCCAUCCCAUCCUUGUACCCUUUUUCUUCCUCUUGGAGAAAAGAAAAACAAUGACCUUUUAUAGAUGUUGCUUGGUCCUCUUGGCUUUCACCUGGAACACUUCUGCCUAUGGCCCUGACCAGAGAGCACAGAAAAAGGGAGAUAUAAUUCUCGGGGGACUCUUUCCAAUUCAUUUUGGAGUAGCAGCUAAAGAUCAGGAUCUAAAGUCAAGGCCUGAGUCAGUGGAAUGCAUCAGGUAUAAUUUUCGAGGGUUUCGAUGGUUACAAGCAAUGAUUUUUGCUAUCGAGGAGAUAAACAACAGUCCUUCUCUUCUCCCCAACAUGACACUGGGAUACAGGAUAUUUGAUACCUGCAACACAGUUUCUAAAGCCCUAGAAGCCACACUGAGUUUUGUAGCCCAGAACAAGAUUGAUUCCUUAAACCUGGAUGAAUUCUGCAACUGCUCGGAGCAUAUCCCCUCCACUAUUGCUGUGGUUGGAGCAACUGGCUCUGGCAUAUCCACUGCUGUGGCAAACCUGCUGGGAUUGUUCUAUAUACCUCAGGUCAGUUAUGCAUCAUCCAGUAGGCUCCUGAGCAACAAAAACCAGUACAAGUCUUUCCUCCGGACCAUCCCCAAUGAUGAACACCAGGCUACUGCAAUGGCAGACAUCAUUGAGUAUUUCCGCUGGAACUGGGUGGGUACCAUUGCCGCAGAUGAUGACUAUGGCCGGCCAGGGAUUGAGAAGUUCCGAGAGGAGGCAGAAGAGAGAGAUAUCUGCAUUAACUUCAGCGAGCUCAUCUCCCAGUACUCUGAUGAGGAUGAAAUACAGCAUGUUGUAGAGGUCAUCCAGAAUUCCACAGCCAAAGUGAUUGUUGUCUUUUCUAGUGGCCCGGAUCUAGAACCUCUCAUCAAGGAGAUUGUCCGUCGUAACAUCACAGGCAGGAUAUGGUUGGCCAGUGAAGCCUGGGCCAGCUCCUCACUCAUAGCCAUGCCUGAGUUUUUCCAUGUUAUUGGAGGUACAAUUGGGUUUGCACUAAAGGGAGGGCAGAUUCCAGGAUUUAGGGAGUUCCUUCAGAAGGUACACCCCAAGAAGUCAGUUCAUAAUGGUUUUGCCAAGGAGUUUUGGGAAGAGACAUUUAACUGUCAUCUCCAGGAAGGUUCUAAAGGGUCUCUAUCUUUUGACCCCUUUCUGAAGAGUCGAGAGGAAGGAGGCAGGAACAGACCCAACAACACAACCACCACUUUUCGUCCUCUGUGUACUGGGGAUGAAAACAUCACCAGUGUUGAGACACCAUAUAUGGACUACACCCAUUUGCGGAUCUCUUACAAUGUAUACCUGGCUGUCUACUCCAUUGCCCAUGCCUUGCAGGACAUAUACACCUGUUCACCUGGGAAAGGACUCUUCACCAAUGGCUCCUGUGCAGAUAUUAAAAAGGUUGAGGCUUGGCAGGUUUUAAAACACCUGCGGCACUUAAACUUCACCAACAAUAUGGGCGAGCAAGUGGAUUUUGAUGAGUUUGGGGACCUGGUGGGCAACUAUUCAAUCAUCAACUGGCAUCUCUCCCCAGAGGAUGGCUCCAUCGUUUUUAAGGAGGUUGGGCAUUACAAUGUUUAUGCCAAGAAGGGUGAACGGCUUUUCAUCAAUGAGGAGAAAAUUCUGUGGAGUGGAUUCUCCAGGGAGGUGCCAUUCUCCAACUGUAGUAGAGACUGUCUGGCAGGAACCAGAAAAGGGAUCAUUGAAGGGGAACCUACCUGUUGCUUUGAAUGUGUGGAGUGUCCCGAUGGAGAGUACAGUGAUGAAACCGAUGCAAGUGCUUGUGACAAGUGUCCUGAUGACUCCUGGUCCAAUGAAAAUCAUACUUCUUGCAUUGCGAAGCAGAUCGAAUUUCUUUCUUGGACAGAGCCAUUUGGAAUUGCCCUCACCCUUUUUGCAGUUCUGGGUAUCUUCCUAACCUCUUUUGUACUCGGAGUCUUCAUCAAGUUCCGAAAUACUCCCAUCGUCAAGGCAACCAACCGGGAACUGUCCUACCUCCUUCUCUUUUCCUUGAUCUGCUGUUUCUCCAGCUCCUUGUUCUUCAUCGGGGAGCCUCAGGACUGGACGUGUUGCCUGCGCCAGCCAGCCUUCGGGAUCAGCUUCGUAUUAUGCAUCUCCUGCAUCUUGGUGAAAACCAAUCGGAUCCUUUUGGUAUUUGAGGCGAAGAUCCCCACCAGUCUCCACCGCAAGUGGUGGGGUCUCAACCUGCAGUUUCUCCUCGUUUUCCUCUGCACCUUCAUGCAGAUUGUCAUAUGUGUCAUUUGGCUCUACAAUGCUCCCCCUUCUAGCUACCGAAACUACGAGCUGGAAGAUGAGAUCAUCUUUGUCACGUGCCAUGAAGGUUCCCUCAUGGCACUGGGGUUCCUGAUCGGCUACACCUGCCUUCUGGCUGCCAUCUGCUUCUUCUUUGCGUUCAAGUCCAGGAAGUUGCCCGAGAACUUCAACGAAGCCAAGUUCAUCACCUUCAGUAUGCUCAUCUUCUUCAUCGUCUGGAUCUCCUUCAUCCCGGCCUACGCCAGCACCUACGGCAAGUUUGUCUCGGCUGUGGAGGUGAUCGCUAUCCUGGCGGCCAGCUUCGGGCUGCUGGCCUGCAUCUUCUUCAACAAGGUCUACAUCAUCCUCUUCAAGCCUUCUCGGAAUACCAUCGAGGAGGUGCGCUGCAGCACGGCAGCCCACGCCUUCAAGGUGGCCGCCCGAGCCACGUUGCGCCGCAGCAACGUCUCCAGGAAGCGAUCCAACAGCCUUGGGGGCUCCACCGGCUCUACCCCGUCCUCCUCCAUGAGCAGCAAGAGCAACUCUGAGGACCCCUUCCCGCAGCCCGACAGGGAGAAAGAGCAGCAGCAGCAGCAGCAGCAGCCCUUGACCCCUCAGCAGCAACGGCCGCAACAGCAACAGCACCGCUGUAAACAGAAAGUGAUCUUCGGCAGUGGGACGGUCACCUUUUCUCUGAGCUUCGAUGAACCACAGAAGAAUGCUAUGGCCCAUAAGGUGGCCAAGCAGCAGAACUCCCUGGAGGCCCAGAAUAGUGGUGACAGCCUGGCCCGGCGCCAAGCCUUACUCCCCCUUCAGAGCAGUGAAGCUGGAUCAGAACUGGACAGCGGGGACUUGGACUCAAACGAGUCGGUGGUGGGUGAUAGCCAGCCAGAGACCCAGAUCCCCGAAGAAAUGUCCCCAGCCCUUGUUGUGUCUAACUCAAGGAGUUUUAUCAUCAGCGGAGGCGGCAGUGCCGUCACGGAAAAGAAAAUCCAUUCCUAAACUGAAAGACAGCCGCUGAUCCGGAGAGGAUCAAGAAAGUCCAGUAUGUAAUUGUUGGAGACAGUUAUAGUGCAUUGUGGUCCAUAGAAAUCGCUUUCCCUCUGGAGACAGAAGGAGUUUUUAGCAUCUUGAACUUGUCACAGAUAGUAACUAAGUUGCAAGUAACACAGUCACAGGUAGUAAUUAAGUUGCAAGACUGGCAACUAAAAAAAAAUAUAACAAAAUUCAUUCUCUUUGAGGGAUUUAGAUCAAUGAAACUGCUUUUUAAUGCUGUUUGAUGUAUGGGGGGGGAAAUUCCCUCACAUUUAGAGCUGGCCAGAAGUAGAAUGGGAAGUAGUAGGGUCCUUAUCCCGUGAGAUCUUCAAGCGGAGGCUGGAUGACUGAUCACUUGCAGGAGAUUCCUGCUCAGCUAAAGUUGGCCCAGCUGGUCUCAGAAGUCUCUUCAAGGCCUGAGAUUCUGCAAUAGAGUCCUGCUUCUUUGGAAAAGUUUCCAUUCUUCUAUUCUAAGCCACCACAGUACCAACAAGGCAUUGAAUUUCCUUCUGCUAUGUGGUGUGUGUGUGUGUGUACAUAUAUUUGUGUAAGCCUGUGGGUGAGUGUAUUAAAUAACAUGUUAAAUAUCUGUCUGUUCUGGGGAAAAACUGAGCCUUAUAUGGUUCAGUGAGAACCUGACUAUGGAGUCACAGGAUUUCAGUCGGGGCAUGAUCCAAAAAAAUGACUGAAAGGCAGAAUGCUGGUGGAUAGCCUGGCUGUGUAAAGUAUUUUCAGUGUUUGAAAUAAAGCACAUGUGAAUGCUUCUUCUUAUUUAUAAAACCAUAAGACACUGGGAUCUUCUCCUUACUGCUGCUAAUUUGGAAUGUUUUAAAUGCUGGCCACCAACCUUUUGUACUAGGGUUUAUACUUACAUCCAGAAUAUGUUAUUGACACUGUGAUUGAUUUGGAGGAGAACCAGCUCCAGAUGUAAAUUCAAUGAGGAUGUAUCUGUGAUUAAGCUUACUCCAUGUAGCUUUUGCUUUCAUAAAUUGUUUCUGCUUUAAUGUUCUGGAAGGAGAGAAAAAGGGGAAGAAGGAACAUAAAAUGAACAUUUUCACAAUCUUGCUUACAUGAUAGAAUGCUAUUAAGCUCCAGUCUCUCCUUCAUUUUCACUCUUGGAAAUGGAAGGGUUAGGCUUGGAAGGCAACACAGUAUAGUAGGAAACACACUAAAUACAUAAAAGCAAUCAGAGAUCUAGAAUUAGAAGGGAUAUAAGAGGUCCUCUAAUCCAACCCCCUUAUUUUGCUGAUGGAGAAACUGAGGUUUGGUGAGGCUUUAGUUUGCCCAAGGUCACAGGUAGUAAAUGACUAAGGCAAAGUUUUAAUCUUGGUCUGAUGACUUCAAGUUCACUUCCUCUAACAGCUAUUUGACACUGGGCAAAUUAAUUUAAUCAGCCCAAAUUCCAUCUUGUGUAGGAGGCUUUUCUUAGUCCUCCAGCUUCUAAUGUCUUUGUGCUUCAUACUUCUUUCAUCUACUCUAUAUAUUUUUUAAAUCUAUUUAGCUAUGUACCCAUUGUUUUACAAAUUAGAUUGUGUACUCCCUGAGAGCAGAAACUGUUUGGGAUUGUUUUGUCUUUGUUUUUACUUUCUUUGUAUAGCUGACAUUCACAUCAGUGUCUACCACAUGGUAGGAACUUAAAAAAAAUGCUUCUUGACUGAUUAGUCCCUUUCUACCUUUCCAGUUUUCUUAUGCCUUAAUUUUCCUCAUAUACUCUUAUACUCCCUCAUAUACUCAUAUAUACUUCCUUGGACAUUGACCUCUUGAACAAGAUCCCCCAUGUCCUGACUGAGAAUUUUCAUUCCUGAAACCCAUUCCCUCCUCAUCUUCCCCCUCCUGGCUUUCUUCAAGUCUCAGCCAAAGUCCCACCUUCUGCAAAAAGCCUUUCUCAAUCCCCCUCAAUGCCAAUGCCUUCCCUCUGCUAAUUAUCUCCAAUUUAUCCUGCCUAUAUCUUGUUUGUACAUAGUUGUUUACACAUUGUUUUCCCAUUAGACUGUAAGCUCUAUGAGGGCAGGGACUCUCUUUUUCUUUUUUUUUAAACUUUCUUUGUACCUGCAGCACUUAGCACACAAUCUGGCAAAUAGUAGUUGCAUAAUCAAUAAAUGCUAGUUGACUGAC